GUAUCACGUGGCCCGCCGGACAACAUGGCUGCGCCCGCGUUAGGGCAGGCUUGUGGACGCUGCCCCGAGCCGGGUCGCGUUCUCUUGCUGCUGCUGCUCUUGCUGCUGUGGGGAGCGGCAGGGAGCGAGAGCGAGGAGGCCGGGACCGGUGCGGGCGCGGGGUCCCUUGCGGGUUCUUGCGGCUGCGGCACGCCCCAGCGGCCUGGGGCCCAUGGCAGUUCGGCGGCCGCUCACCGAUACUCGCGGGAGGCUAACGCUCCGGGCCCGGUACCCGGAGAGCGGCCGCUCGCGCACUCGAAGAUGGUCCUCAUCCCUGCAGGAGUAUUUACAAUGGGCACAGAUGAUCCUCAAAUAAAGCAGGAUGGGGAAGCACCUGCAAGGAGAGUUACUAUUGAUGCCUUUUACAUGGAUGCCUAUGAAGUCAAUAAUGCUGAAUUUGAGAAGUUUGUGAACUCCACUGGCUAUUUGACAGAGGCUGAGAAGUUUGGCGACUCCUUUGUCUUUGAAGGCAUGUUGAGUGAACAGGUGAAGACUGAUAUUCAACAGGCAGUUGCAGCUGCUCCCUGGUGGUUACCUGUGAAAGGUGCUAACUGGAGACACCCAGAAGGGCCCGGCUCUACUAUUCGGCACAGGCCAGAUCAUCCAGUUCUCCACGUCUCCUGGAACGAUGCAGUUGCCUACUGCAUGUGGGCAGGGAAGCGGCUGCCCACGGAAGCUGAGUGGGAAUACAGCUGUCGAGGAGGCCUGCACAAUAGACUUUUCCCCUGGGGCAACAAACUGCAGCCCAAAGGCCAGCAUUAUGCCAACAUUUGGCAGGGCGAGUUUCCGGUGACCAACACUGGCGAGGAUGGCUUCCAAGGAACUGCGCCCGUUGAUGCCUUUCCUCCCAAUGGUUAUGGCUUAUACAACAUAGUGGGGAAUGCAUGGGAAUGGACUUCAGACUGGUGGACUGUUCAUCAUUCUGUGGAAGAAACACUUAACCCAAAAGGUCCCCCUUCUGGGAAAGACCGGGUGAAGAAAGGUGGAUCCUACAUGUGCCAUAGGCUGUUUGAUGUAUCAUCGGCUUCUUCAACCAGCCUGAGGUCUCCAACAAGACAGGACUAUGAUACUACUCAGGUCUCUUCUGUGGACGUACUCAUCCUACUGUUACAGAUAUCGCUGUGCUGCUCGGAGCCAGAACACACCUGAUAGCUCCGCUUCGAAUCUGGGAUUCCGCUGUGCAGCCGACCGCCUGCCCACCAUAGACUGACAGCCAAGAAGAGCCUUCCCCAAUCCAAGAAGGAGUCAUGUCUAGCCUACACUGGGCUGUCCUCAGAACUUUGAACAAUCUCACUCAAAGAAUUCCCACCCUGAGAUGGGUUACAUACCUGCCCAAUGGCCAAAGGAACCGUCUUGCGAGACCAAAUUGCUGACCUGGGUCAGUGCAUGUGCUUUAUUGUGUGCUGCGUCUCUGGAGAUCAUCGCCUUAUUUUACUUUGGAGAGUCUUUAAAGAGGAAGGGGAGUGGAGGGAACCUUCAGAAGGCUGGCAUCCUACCCAGGCUUUGCCACAGGGAUUAGACCCCAGGUUCGACACUUGACCUACCUGGGCCUCAGGUGCCCUCCCCUAUCAAAUGGGGGGAUGGACAGCAUGGUUCUGUCUAACUCACCAAUUCUAAAGAGGAUAGCAGAUUCUAUUGUGACUUCAUAGUGAGAAUUUAUGAUAGAUUAUUUUUUAGCUAUUUUUUUCCAUGUGUGAACCUUGGGUGAUACUAAUCAUGUAAAGUAGGAAUUCUCUUAUGUAUUAUUUUGAGAAAAGGAGGGGUGGUGACUCCUUUAUAUUCAUACUGCACUUUGCUUUUCCAAGGAAAUCAGUGUCUUUUACAUUGUUAUGAUGAAUCCCACAUGGGCCAGUGAUGAUAUGCUGAAGUUCAGCCAUUGAACACACAGGAAUGUCUGUGGGGUGACUCAACUGUGCUUUAUCUUUUAAUAUUAAGUGCCUUUGGUUCAGAGGGGCGGUCAUAAGCUCUGUUUCCUCCUCUCCCCAAAGCCUUCAGUGAAUGUGAAAUGUGUGCUAAAUGGGGAAACCUGCUUAAUUCUAGGUAUAGGGGAGAAUGAGGACCUUGAAUUAGCUAUAUUCAGGGUGUCUGGUAUUUUGUAAUUGGGUAUAGGAAACCUUGUCAGCUAUGGGUUAUCAGAUGCUUUGAAUCAUGCACUAUGUCGAAUAAACUUCCCUGCUAAAUCAGG
This is a messenger RNA of Callithrix jacchus (white-tufted-ear marmoset), 2224 nucleotides long. It is a transcript of the gene SUMF1, whose product is annotated as sulfatase modifying factor 1. The record is from RefSeq and is a predicted model, not a curated record. Gene Ontology annotation, molecular function: formylglycine-generating oxidase activity. Lineage: Eukaryota; Metazoa; Chordata; Mammalia; Primates; Cebidae. Gene Ontology annotation, biological process: protein oxidation. Gene Ontology annotation, cellular component: endoplasmic reticulum.